This is a messenger RNA of Helianthus annuus (common sunflower), 3218 nucleotides long. Its product is annotated as vacuolar-sorting protein BRO1. NCBI's taxonomy places the organism in Eukaryota, Viridiplantae, Streptophyta, Magnoliopsida, Asterales, Asteraceae. Bases 191 to 2935 code for a protein of 914 amino acids. Gene Ontology annotation, biological process: protein transport to vacuole involved in ubiquitin-dependent protein catabolic process via the multivesicular body sorting pathway. The record is from RefSeq and is a predicted model, not a curated record. Gene Ontology annotation, molecular function: protein binding. Gene Ontology annotation, cellular component: endosome. The transcript has 8 exons.
ACCAACAAACAAUAAUGUCAUAGCGUAGAAGUGUAGAACCUCUUGCAAUGUAUAAUUGUAUAUGUACAUUUCUUGACACAUAAGUAAACUUAACACCACCUCACACACAGUUACCGUCAUCUCUGUUAAAUCAUCCACCGCGUUGACCGUCGUAAACCACCGAAUUGACCGUCGCGAUCCACCACCAACCAUGUCUUCUACGUCACCAUCCUCCUCCUCAAACAUCAUGCUAGCAAUCUACGAGAAAAAAACCACCGCAAUCGACCUCUACCGUCCUCUCCGCAACUACGUAGCCUUCAACUACUCCGAACGCGAAGCUCAAAACCUCGAUGACGAUCUCGAAACCCUAAAAUCGAUGCGCAACAGCAUCGAACGAUCCUCCGCCGUCGAUUCCCUCACCUCACGCCGCGAUCUCCUCCAAAACUACUUCAAAACCCUAACGGUUAUCGAAUCUAGGUUUCCGAUCUCAGACAGUAACGAUGACGUCACCUCCGUCACCUCCGUCACGUUCACGUGGCACGAUGCGUUCAAACACAAGCAGAAAGCGUCACAACAGAGUAUACAUCUUGAGAAGGCUGCUGUGUUGUUUAAUUUGGGGGCGGUGUAUAGUCAGUUAGGGUUAGGGUUUGAUAGGAUGACGGUGGAAGGAAGACGGCAGGCGUCUCAUGCGUUUAUCGCUGCGGCUGGUGCGUUUGCGUUUUUGAGGGAGAAUGAGUCGGUUAAGGCGUCGGUUGGGAGUUCGACUACGGUGGAUGUUUCGGUCGAGUGCGUCGGGAUGUUGGAGAGGUUGAUGCUUGCUCAGGCUCAAGAGUGUGUGUUCGAGAAUAGCAUUGCGAAAGGGAGUAGUAAUGGUGUUUGUUCUAAGAUUGCUAGACAGGUGGGUCUCUAUUACGAAGAAGCUCUGGCUGCACUAAACGUUGCACCUCUCGCACAACACUUUGACAAGGCGUGGUUGUCGCAUGUUCAACUAAAGGCAGCAUUGUUUUACGCAGAGGCUUGUUAUAGAUACAGUUUAGAGCUUCACGAAAAAGAAGAGAUCGGAGAAGAAAUCGCACGGUUAAAGAGCGGUAUCGGGGCUUUAACCGAUGCCAAAAAGUCAUCUCCAAAAGGGGCUGCGCAGCAGAUUCUUGAUGCGGUUAAUAAGUUAGAGACCGAUCUUAAGAAUAACUUAGACAGGGCUAUGAAAGAGAACGAUAGGGUGUACCUUAUGAGGGUCCCACCAGCCAGCGCAUUACAACCUCUUCCUGCGUUUGCAAUGGUCAAACCGUUGAACAUGAGCGAGGUAUUGGAUGCAAGCAAGGAGAAGAUGUUUGCAAGUCUCGUCCCCGACAGCAGUGCAAAGGCGCUUUCACGGUACACUGAAAUGGUCGAUGACAUCAUCAGAACUCAAGCGGAAAAACUGCAGCAAGGGAGCGAGCUGGCUCGGGUGAGUCUCAAGGAAAUGGACUUGCCGGGUUCGAUUCUUGCAUUGGAAGGACACUCUGUCUUGCCAACGGCUUUAUGGGAAGAUGUAGAAGCGGUUCAAGUUAGUGGCGGUCCAGCUGGGUUGGAAAGCGAGCUUCAACAGCUUCGGGAUUUGAGUAGGGUUAACCAUGAGUUGUUGGUUCAGACUGAGGAGCUUAUUCAAAAAGAGGCUGCAGAAGAUGCACAGUUUAGAAGCCAAUUUGGGACCCGGUGGACCAGGCCUCAGUCUAAUACUCUUACGAAAAACUUGCAGGAUCGGUUAAAUAGAUUUGCAGCAAAUCUGAAGCAAGCUGCAGAUAGUGAUGCUAAGAUUGAACGUUCAGUGAGAGAGAACAUGUCACUCAUGUCUAUUCUAGAUCGCCGUCCUAUUGAAUCUGCACUACCAACCUUGAGUAAGCCAAUCAUGUCGUUGGAUGCAAAUGAAGAUGCUAUAGUGGGGACCCUAAAACAGAGCUUGAGGCAAUUAGAAACGUUGGGUGCUCAACGGGCGGGUCUAGAAGACAUGCUUAAAGAUAUGAAGAGAAAGGAUGAUAUACUCCCAAAGUUGAUGACAUCAGCAGGCUCAUAUGAAGAUCUUUUCAGAAAAGAAAUCGCAAAAUACGAUCAUAUAUGUGAAGAAAUAUCUCAAAACCUCCAGGCCCAGGAGCAGUUAUUGCUACAUAUUCAGGCUCAAAAUGGUGAAUUUGCUGCCACCUUUAACGUUGAGGAUUACAGAGCGGCUUGUGAAAAGUGCUAUAAGCAGAUUGAAGCUGCCAUAGCCAAGUACCGAGAAAUCAAAGAUAACAUCAAUGAAGGACUCAAGUUUUAUGUUACUCUUCAGGAUGCAAUCACAAGUGUAAAGCAACAGUGCAGUGACUUUGUCAUGACACGAAGCAUACAAUGUCGGGAUAUGAUCGAAGAUGUACAAAAACAAAUGUCGGGUCUAAGUUUUCAAGACGGUAAAAAUUCAAGCGCGUACAACUACUCUUCAACUGGACCGCCACAACGACCAUCUUCCCAGUCUGAACCGCCCACCAACCAACCCCGCCCCCAAACACCCUACUACCACCAGCCAUCGCCACCAGCAUACGCUCAGCAACACCCUUCACCACCAGCAUACGCUCAGCAACACCCUUCACCGUCAGCAUACGCUCCGCAACACCCUACACCACCAGCAUAUGCUCAGCAACACCCUACACGGCCUGUUGCCACAUCAGAAUAUUCACAGCAACCAGCCUAUUCCCGUCCCCAACCGCCACCACCUUACUAUAAUGGGUCUCCGUCUCCAUACCCGCCACAACAAGGCCAACAGCCGCCAGCCGCUGGCGGCUAUGAGUACGGCCAGCCUGCGUAUCCUGGCUGGCAAGGGUCGUACUAUAACGCACAAGUCCAGGGUCAGCAAGGUCAGCAACCCGGAUCUUUUCCGAGGCCUCCGUAUACGGUUCCGUCUCCUUACCCUCCUAACCAGAGUGGUUACUAUAAUAAACAAUGAUUUUGUUUUGUCAUAUAUGGUUUUUGGUCUCGAUUUAACAAUAAUAUUGUUUAUAUAUAUUGUGGCUGUGCCGUCCGUUUUUUCUUCUUCUGCAAGUCGUUUGUAAACAAGUUGCAUACUAGUAGACAAUUGAGCUUGUGUACAUAAGGUAUAUCGACAGAGAAUAACGUACCCUACGUGCGAUUUCAUUGAUUACAUUUGUGCUUUCAUGUUUUCUUGUUUUGUAUUUUAAAUUAACGGUUGUAUUUGUUUGUUGGUAAUGUUUCAUGACAUUGUUAUGUUA